Molecule: messenger RNA, 1514 nt
Organism: Papaver somniferum (opium poppy)
Lineage: Eukaryota; Viridiplantae; Streptophyta; Magnoliopsida; Ranunculales; Papaveraceae
Exons: 12
Coding region: 118-1029 (303 amino acids)
Cellular component (GO): mitochondrion
Source: RefSeq, a predicted model, not a curated record
CGACAACAAAAAAAAAACCAUUCCUUUCUCAGUUUCUCUUUUCCAUUUGCGCAGUUAUGAGAAAGGAUCUGUACCAAUUUGAUCAUUCAGCAUUAUUCUAAACCCUAAUUUCAUGCGAUGGCUUUAGCAAGAUCAAGAAACAUCAGAUAUCUCUAUCACUCUCUUCAAACUCGUGAAAUUUCAUCUCUGUUUGGAAGCUCAAAAAACUACUACUUCAAUCCUGAUGAGAAAGUUGUAGGGUUUCAGAAUCAGAGAUUCUCCACUAUCUCAUCAUGCAAGGAUUAUGGAAGUUUUCCUUUGGUGAAAUCAAGUGCAGGGUCACUGAAUUCCACAAUGGCUGCUGAUUAUCUAUCUACACUCAUGAAUGGAAAUAGGCUGAUGAGCACACAAGUGAAAGCACCUCCUCAAGCACGACAAAUGGGGGCUAUGCAAAUAUCCAUGACGAGCCCAGGAUUUGUCUAUGAACCAUAUGAGCCUCGUACAAAGAUUCCAUUUUGGCGAAGAUGGUUUACCAGAGAUGGUUGGAGAAGAACAAAAGAUGAUAUCAAAAUUGAGAUGAGGAGUGCUUAUGCAAUUGCCAAGUUGAGGAAAUCUGGAUAUUCUAAGAAGGAAUUCUACCAGGAGGCUGUACAGCUUUACAAGGAGAUAAACACUCUAAUGGCAAAUGGCGAUAAAACACCUUUACGGAAAGCAGUUACAGAGAAAAUGUAUUCUGCCCUGAAGAAUGAGAUCAAGACCAGGCAAUCCAUGUGGAGCAGUGUUUAUUGGGAGCUGGUUGAGCCAGUCGUUAAAAUACGUACCCUGAGAGCUAGACUGAUUGCAAUUGACAGAAAUGAUCUUAACAAAGUGUUCGUACAGCUUACACUCGAAUUCCUUGCUAAGCAUAAGUUUGAGGCAUGUGAUUCAAAAGGUGCAGUUGUUGCUGGUGAUAAAUCGAAAGAGGUACUAGUACGUGAUAUAUGGGUAUUCGAGAAGUCUAUGUUUCAUCAAGGAGCAUAUUGGCGCCUAUGUGGACGGAUCAAACCAUAGGCUCAAUGCUUUUAGUUGUGGCCCAGAUUGGUAUAAAUUUAAGCAGAUCAAUACAACUGGUGCAAGUCUUUGCUUUAUUUUAUUAUCAAUGCUCAAUUCAUUUAGCACUCUGAAUAAUCCAUGUUAGGAAUAAAUUUUUUUUGAUCAGUAAAGAAUUUGGUGCUAGCGAGUUUCGAACUCAGGUCACUGGUAUCAUCACCCAGCGACUUUACCACUGUACUACAGCGACACCGGCCAUGUUAGGAAUAUUACUUAAGACUGUUUCUGUUUUGAAAGGGUAGCCUAUAUAACAACGUUGCACAUGCGAUUAAGUGUAGCCUACAACAGAAAUUUCUUUUUUUCCCUUUUUCUUUUGGGUGUUAGGAACAUUACUCAAGACUGUUUCAAUUUUGAAGGAGUAGCCUAUAUAACAACGUUGAACAUGCAAUUAAGUGUAGCAUACAACAGAAAUUUCUUGUUUCCUUUCUUCUUUUGCGGGAUAAUUG